GAGAGAGAGAGAGACAGAUACAGACACACACACACAGAUAGAGAGACAGAAACAGAGAGAGAAAGAAGGAAUAAAGUGAGUUGGAGAAAAGAGAAAGGGAUAGAAAGAGUAAGGAAGUAAGAGGAAACGAGGCAAGGAAGAGGAGAUUGUAAAAGGGAGAGAGGAGAAGAGGAAGCGAGGAGUGUAAGAGGGAGAGAGGGAGGUGAGAGUGUAAGAGGGAGAGAGGGAGGUGAGAGUGUAAGAGGGAGACGGGAGGAAAAGAAGAGGGGGGUGUAAGACUGAGAGAGGAAGGGGGGAGUGUAAGAGGAGGAGAGGAGACACAUGGAAUGAGGCAGGACAGGGGGAGGUGUGUGAGUGACUAAUCCAUUCCUCCAGACAGAGAGAGGCAGACAGAGGCCAGGACUGGGGAGAGUGACUCAUUCAUUCCUUGGGAUACAGACAGUCAGAGCAAAGCUGGCAUCAAGGAGUGCUCACCUAGCUCAACACGUGGCAAAGGAGGGAGCAACGGCCUGAGGGUGCCACCGGUGUGAGGGGACACCAGCCUGAGAGUGCCACCGGUGUGAGGGGACACCAGCCAGAGGGUGCCACAUACAGCAUCACAUUGCUACUGGUCUGAGUGUGCCCUUGGCAAACAAGAGCCACCAAUCUGAGAGUGCCACUUGGAGUGUGCCACCAACUUAAAGCAAAAGUGUGCCACAGAUCUGAUGGUGCCACUGGCUGGGCAGAUGAUGGGGCUCACACGACAUCCAUUUGUGCUGCUGCUCCUGGUAGCAAUGUGCAGAGGAGAACCAGACCCAGAGGAGCAGUGCCCCUCAGGACGGUCAUGGAGCCAGGAUCUUGGGAAAUGUAUGGACUGCACUCUCUGCGAGACAUCCAGCAAGAGCGAUUUCUGUCACAAAUGUGAGAUCUUAGACCCAUGGGAUUUUCCAUGGCUCAUAGUCGGAUUGUCAGCUCUUGGGUCCAUGCUCAUCAUUUUGAUACUUGCUGUCACGGUGUACCUGACUCACUGCCGCAGGAAAAACAAAUUCACCACUCCCAUAGAAGAGACAGGAGCGCACUCAGCUGAGGAGCUGCUAAUACAUUAAUGGUUACCAAUACCUCCAUGACCCCGGACAAACAGGGAGGACGCUGCUAUCCAUGCACUGUGUUAUACAUGUGUAUAUAUAUGUAUUAAGGGUGUAUAGAUAUGUAUAUGUGUGUAUAUUCCUGCGCAGGCCGUAGGGACGGAUGCUAUUUUGUUUAAACUCGUGCGAGAUGUGAUGCAUUGCAGAGCAGUGACCUUACACGUCUCGUCCGGCAUCGAAAACGCUUGAUUUUUGCACCGUGAUGGACACAGCUAUCUCCUGCGUGAUGUGCUGACCCAAGGCCCGGAUUCCGCGGGGAGAUUUAUAAAAAUGGAGCUCAAAGUAAAGGAUCGUUCUCGGAGUGGAGCAAUCGGCAGGAACAUUCCACUGGUUGCCACGGUGAUUGUGCCACUUUGAAAACAUCGCCCAACCUCUCUCUUUCUGGUAACAGGUUUAUAGAUCUCCCCCUCUGACUCGCUCUUCACCUCCUCAUCCUUGGUUUCUGUGGAGACGUCUCUGCUCUACGAGGUUCCAAAAUGUAAAGAAAUGGCACAUUCCACCCCACACCACGUUAGAUUGUAAGCUUUGCAGAGCAGGAUUGGGUCCCUCCUAUUUCACAAGUGCCUUGACCAAGCUGUAGGCAAUAAAUUAUCAGUAUUGUUUUCA
Molecule: messenger RNA, 1730 nt
Organism: Pelobates fuscus (common spadefoot toad)
Lineage: Eukaryota; Metazoa; Chordata; Amphibia; Anura; Pelobatidae
Gene: TNFRSF12A
Product: TNF receptor superfamily member 12A
Exons: 5
Coding region: 705-1085 (126 amino acids)
Biological process (GO): positive regulation of extrinsic apoptotic signaling pathway
Cellular component (GO): plasma membrane
Molecular function (GO): protein binding
Source: RefSeq, a predicted model, not a curated record